AUGCGAACGGGUUUCCAUGAAACGCUCCUCACUGCUGACCCGGCCCAGCAGAGGCGCCAGGAUGAAGAGAGGGAGGCCGAUCUUCGGAAACGAGAGGCCGAAAGGAUCGCUGCCGAGGAGCGCAAGCGGCAGCAGGAGGAGGAGACUUACAACAAGGGCCUGGCCCGCCUCGCGGAGGAGCAGCGCUCCACUGCAGAGAAGCAGGCCUUGGAAAGGAAGAAGCAGAAGAUGGAGGAGGAGCAGGCCAAAGCCCGUCAAAGACGGAUGAACAAGCAAAGGGAAGACAGCGAGGAGGAAGAGGAAGACUUUUGCGUCGCCCCGCCCAUGGGGUUAGCUGACCUCUCUGCGCAGCUGGCCGGCGUGGAGGCCGCCCCUGCCCCCACACCGCCUGCGGCAGCCGCAGCGCCUGCGGCGCCUGCACCGCGACCGGCGCCUACUCGGUCGCGUGACGACGACGAUGACGAGGAGUUCGAAGACAUUCCCGUGGCUCCUGCUGUGCCGUUGUGCGAUCUGGCUGCGCAAGUGGGCACCAGCGUGCAGAUGCAGCCUGAGCCCGCGCCUGCAGUUCCACCGGUGGCAGUGCCUCCGGCGGUGGAAGAGCCACCAGCACCUUCUGCAACGCCGUGCCGCCAGAAAUUCGGGGCAACGGGAUCGUGUUGGGAUUCACAUAAACCCGAAACUGUGCCAGUUGGGUUUGCAGCGUUCGAGUUUAGCUUUCAGUAA
Messenger RNA from Symbiodinium necroappetens, 723 nucleotides. The record is from the annotation of a GenBank genome assembly. Lineage: Eukaryota; Dinophyceae; Suessiales; Symbiodiniaceae.